CUAGAAAUGGGAAAUUAUAAGUCAAGGCCACAGUCCACAUGCUCACAGGAACUGCUAAAUAAAAUUCUAGAAAAUUAUGCAUUGCUGGAGGAGAAGCUGCAACAGGAUUUAUACAUUGCUGACACAGAAGGGCUUACAGAUGUUCAGAAUGUGUGUUGUAAUGGUACUGCAGACCAACUUACAAGCCUCCUCAGUCCAGAAGCUCUUGGUGAACGAUUGGACAAUGGCAUGACACUCCUGCACUUAUGCUGCCUUUCCAAAGACAGACCAAACCAUGAAGAACACUUGGAGAAAAAAGAGGAAAAAAAAGUGGAAGCUGAAGAGGAUAUGAAGGAGUCUCCAUGCUAUCUGCAGCUCAUGAAAACUUCACGUAACAAGAAGGACCGGGAAGGAAACAAGGAGAAUGAGAAUGAAAAUGAUAUACAGAUACAGGAGACAAAAGCUUAUAGACAUAAAGAUAUUAAAGAACUGGUUCGAAUCCUCCUGCAGAAGGGAGCAGAUCCAACCAUAAUUUGUAAAAAUGGAUUCUCACCUCUUCAUAUUGCUUCAUAUAAGGUUAAGAUUCGACUUUUGGUCCCCUUCCCCUUUUUGGAGUGAACUCACCUGUAACUGCUGAAGUGUUA
Molecule: messenger RNA, 623 nt
Organism: Penaeus vannamei (Pacific white shrimp)
Lineage: Eukaryota; Metazoa; Arthropoda; Malacostraca; Decapoda; Penaeidae
Source: RefSeq, a predicted model, not a curated record